Hemiscyllium ocellatum (epaulette shark) is the source of this 1976-nucleotide messenger RNA. It is a transcript of the gene mtrf1l, whose product is annotated as mitochondrial translational release factor 1-like. Gene Ontology annotation, molecular function: translation release factor activity. The transcript is spliced from 8 exons. Lineage: Eukaryota; Metazoa; Chordata; Chondrichthyes; Orectolobiformes; Hemiscylliidae. Gene Ontology annotation, biological process: translational termination. Bases 289 to 1647 code for a protein of 452 amino acids. The record is from RefSeq and is a predicted model, not a curated record.
CAAAUAGAGACAAUGCUGGAGAAACUCCGCAGGUCUGGCAGCAUCAGUGCAGCGAGAGACAAGUGUGAAAGUUUCGAGAUCGAAAUAAUUUUCUUCGGAGACGCAUCUUUUUCCGAAGCAGAUUAUAUCGGACGCGAAACCACGACUUUUGUUUCUUUCUCCAUAGAUAGUUCAUUAAGCACUUCCGGCUUUGCUUUUAAAUCUCAAACAAUUAUUCUUGGUUGGAAUAUUCCUGGUAGAUUGUAGAACAAGACCAUUGUUUGUCAGCUGGGCCAUUGCGUAUGGAACAUGCUUUUUGUAAGUCGGACUUUGCCCAUCGCUCUGAAUGCCAAUGGCAGGCAAAUUCUCAGACUGAGCUGCCUUGUGAAGCCCGGGUUCCCGUGCCUCAGGAAAUGUUUCCAGCAAGUUGCCAGGCCUGCAUUUUUCUGGUCUCCCUCUGCCAACCUCCUUGCUGGCACACCAAAGCAUGUACGUACCUACGUAGCCAGCGCGGAGAUGGUGGAAACACUUUUUGCACAGAGCUCGCUGCAGGCCUACUUGAGGAAGCUGGAACAGGAGUACACGGAGUCUGUGCAGAGGCUUAAUUCCACACACACAUCUACCAGAGAGGUGGAGGGGGAAAGGACAAAGCUGCUGAGGAGGAGAGUGACUGAGUUGGCACCGGUGAUAAUGGAACUUCAGCAACUGAAGCUCAAAAUGCAGGAGCUGCAGGACAUUGAGGCACUGCUGAAAGAUGAAGAUAUUGAUUUGAAGAGACUUGCUGAAACUGAAGAGAGUUCAUGUCAGGAAACCAUCCAGUUUCUAAAGUCCAAGAUAAUUUCACUCCUGAUCCCCACUGAAGAAGCAGACGAUAAUGAUCUGAUUCUGGAGGUGACUGCGGGAGUCGGGGGACAGGAGGCCAUGUUGUUUACUGCUGAGAUGUUCGAAAUGUACCAGAAUUACGCCUCCUACAAAAACUGGCAGUUUGAGGUUCUGGAUUACUGCCACAGCGAUAUUGGGGGCCUGCGUCAUGCUGCAGCUAGUGUGAGUGGCCCGGAGACUUACAAACACAUGAAGUACGAGGGGGGAGUGCAUAGAGUCCAGCGGAUUCCCAAAACUGAAAAACAAGGCAGGACUCACACCAGCACAAUGACUGUCGCCAUCCUACCACAGCCCACUGAGAUUGACAUGACCAUCAACCCCAAGGAUCUGCGGAUAGAGACAAAACGGGCAAGUGGAGCUGGUGGUCAGCAUGUGAACACGACAGACAGUGCGGUUCGCAUCCUGCACAUCCCAACAGGUGUGGCAGCUGAGUGCCAGCAGGAAAGGUCCCAGCUGAAAAAUCGAGAAAAGGCGAUGCAGAUGCUGCGAGCGAAACUAUACAGCAUGAAGCUGGAGGAGCAGACUAACAAGAGACAUUAUGCUCGAAAGAUUCAGAUUGGGACCAAGGGAAGGUCGGAAAAAAUCCGGACGUACAAUUUCCCUCAAGAUAGGAUUACCGAUCAUCGGACUGGCAAGUCAUUUCAUGACUUGAGGACUUUCAUGAUGGGUGAGGAGCUCUUGGAUGAGAUGGUUGAAGAUCUGAAGAGUCUGGCAGACAGUGAAUCCCUUCUCGAGUUCCUGGAACAAAGUACAUCGAGCCAGCAAAAUGAGCAAAGACAUCAGUGAGGUCUCAGAACGGGCACUUUUUAAACUCUCAGUGAAAAGGUACCCCUCACAGUUCGAUCUAGGUUUGUACAGAGUUCCACUAACUUGUCCCUCAGCCAUUUUUUUGUCACUUCAGGACAGGAGUAUUCGGACACAUUCAUCCACAGCUUCCCAUAUUCAAGUCUGGAACUUCCCACCUAAAAGCACUAUGGGUGUAUACUCCCCAUAUGGACUUCAGUGGUUCAAGGAGGCAUUUCAUUACUAUCAGCUAAAUGAGCAUAAGGGAUGGGCAAUAAAUCCAGCCUUGUAAUCAACUCAUGAACAUAUAAAUAAAUAUUUGCCAGUGUUGA